Molecule: messenger RNA, 9365 nt
Organism: Loxodonta africana (African savanna elephant)
Lineage: Eukaryota; Metazoa; Chordata; Mammalia; Proboscidea; Elephantidae
Gene: DDR2
Product: discoidin domain receptor tyrosine kinase 2
Exons: 18
Coding region: 367-2934 (855 amino acids)
Biological process (GO): positive regulation of phosphatidylinositol 3-kinase/protein kinase B signal transduction; positive regulation of kinase activity; protein phosphorylation
Cellular component (GO): signaling receptor complex; plasma membrane
Molecular function (GO): collagen binding; ATP binding; protein tyrosine kinase collagen receptor activity
Source: RefSeq, a predicted model, not a curated record
CCUCAGAAUGUGAGGUUUCUCUCAAAGGCAUCUUGCAUCAGCCUGUGGAUGUAUGCCUACCACCGGGCUCCUUCACAGGCAAAGUGGAAAAAGAAGCAUUUCACAACAUAUUCUGCUUCUUGGGUUGGGGGAACGCUGUGGAUUAUAGCUCUGUUUUCUUCUUUCUGAAACUGUGCACUCCUGGAGGAAAGAAUAUCUACAAGUGGUUUUGGUUUCAAUGUUCCAGAAAGUCCCAAAGCCUGUGGCUUGAAGCAAAGAAGCUGCAAUAAUUGAAGAGAAGCAGAGGCCAGCCAUUCUUUGAGGGUCACGCUCCACAGAGGAUGUUCUGCGCUCGUUGACGUUCCAGUUCCAUCACCAUCUUCUGAGAUGACCCCGAUUCCCAGAAUGCCCUUGGUGCUGCUCCUGCUGCUGCCUAUCUUGAGUUCUGCAAAAGCACAGGUUAACCCAGCCGUAUGCCGCUAUCCUCUGGGUAUGUCAGGAGGCCACAUUCCAGAUGAGGACAUCACAGCAUCCAGUCAGUGGUCAGAAUCCACAGCUGCCAAAUAUGGAAGGCUGGACUCAGAAGAAGGGGACGGAGCCUGGUGCCCCGAGAUUCCUGUGGAACCGGAUGACCUGAAGGAGUUUCUGCAGAUUGACUUGCACACCCUGCACUUUAUCACUCUGGUGGGAACCCAGGGGCGUCAUGCAGGAGGCCAUGGCAUUGAGUUUGCCCCUAUGUACAAGAUCAAUUACAGUCGGGAUGGUACUCGCUGGAUCUCUUGGCGGAACCGGCAUGGGAAACAGGUGCUGGAUGGAAGUAGUAACCCCUAUGACAUUUUCCUAAAGGACUUGGAGCCACCCAUUGUGGCCAGAUUUGUCCGCUUCAUCCCAGUCACUGACCACUCCAUGAAUGUGUGCAUGAGAGUGGAACUUUAUGGCUGUGUUUGGCUAGAUGGCUUGGUGUCUUACAAUGCUCCGGCUGGGCAGCAGUUUGUACUCCCUGGAGGCUCCAUCAUUUAUCUGAAUGAUUCUGUCUAUGAUGGAGCUGUUGGGUACAGCAUGACUGAAGGGCUAGGCCAGUUGACAGAUGGGGUGUCUGGCCUGGAUGACUUCACCCAGACCCAUGAAUACCAUGUGUGGCCUGGCUAUGACUACGUGGGCUGGCGGAACGAGAGUGCCACCAAUGGUUACAUUGAGAUCAUGUUUGAAUUUGAUCGCAUCAGGAAUUUCACUACCAUGAAGGUCCACUGCAACAAUAUGUUUGCUAAAGGUGUGAAGAUCUUUAAGGAGGUACAGUGCUACUUCCGCUCUGAAGCCAAUGAGUGGGAACCUAAUGCUGUCUCCUUCCCCCUUGUCCUGGAUGACGUCAACCCCAGUGCUCGAUUCGUCACGGUGCCCCUCCACCACCGCAUGGCCAGUGCCAUCAAGUGCCAGUACCAUUUUGCUGACACGUGGAUGAUGUUCAGUGAGAUCACCUUCCAAUCAGAUGCUGCAAUGUACAACAAUUCUGGAGCCCUGCCCACCUCCCCUGUGGUGCCCACAACCUAUGAUCCAAUGCUUAAAGUUGAUGACAGCAACACACGGAUUCUGAUUGGCUGCUUGGUGGCCAUCAUCUUCAUCCUCCUGGCCAUCAUUGUCAUCAUCCUCUGGAGGCAGUUCUGGCAGAAAAUGCUGGAGAAGGCUUCCCGGAGGAUGCUGGAUGAUGAAAUGACAGUCAGCCUUUCCCUGCCAAGUGAGUCCAGCAUGUUCAACAAUAAUCGCUCCUCGUCACCAAGUGAGCAGGAGUCCAACUCAACCUACGAUCGCAUCUUUCCCCUUCGGCCUGACUACCAGGAGCCAUCCAGGCUGAUACGGAAACUCCCGGAAUUUGCUCCAGGGGAGGAGGAGUCAGGCUGCAGUGGCAUUGUGAAGCCUAUCCAGACGAAUGGGCCUGAGGGGGUGCCCCACUACGCAGAGGCCGACAUUGUGAACCUUCAGGGAGUGACAGGAGGCAACACCUACUCAGUGCCUGCUGUUACCAUGGACCUGCUCUCUGGAAAAGACGUGGCUGUGGAAGAGUUUCCCAGGAAACUCUUAGUCUUCAAGGAGAAGCUGGGAGAAGGCCAGUUUGGGGAGGUUCAUCUCUGUGAAGUGGAGGGAAUGGAAAAAUUCAAAGACGAAGAUUUUGCCCUAGACGUCAGUGCCAACCAGCCUGUCCUGGUGGCUGUGAAAAUGCUCCGAGCAGAUGCCAACAAGAACGCCAGGAACGAUUUUCUUAAGGAGAUAAAGAUCAUGUCCCGGCUCAAGGACCCAAACAUCAUCCGCCUCUUAGCUGUGUGUAUUACCGAUGACCCCCUCUGCAUGAUCACUGAGUACAUGGAGAAUGGAGACCUCAAUCAGUUUCUCUCCCGCCAUGAGCCCCCCAGUUCUACCUAUGGCAAUGUACCCACUGUCAGUUACACAAACCUGAAGUUCAUGGCUACCCAGAUUGCUUCUGGCAUGAAAUACCUUUCCUCUCUUAAUUUUGUCCACCGAGAUCUGGCCACACGAAACUGUUUAGUGGGUAAAAACUAUACCAUCAAGAUAGCUGACUUUGGAAUGAGCAGGAACCUGUACAGUGGUGAUUACUACCGGAUCCAGGGCCGGGCAGUGCUCCCUAUCCGCUGGAUGUCUUGGGAGAGCAUCUUGCUGGGCAAAUUCACUACGGCAAGUGAUGUGUGGGCCUUCGGGGUAACGCUGUGGGAGACUUUCACCUUUUGCCAGGAGCAGCCCUAUUCCCAGCUGUCCGAUGAACAGGUCAUUGAGAAUACUGGAGAGUUCUUCAGAGACCAAGGGAGGCAGACCUACCUCCCGCAGCCUGCCAUGUGCCCUGACUCUGUGUAUAAGCUGAUGCUCAGCUGCUGGAGAAGAGACACCAAACACCGCCCCUCGUUCCAGGAGAUCCACCUUCUGCUCCUUCAACAAGGGGAUGAGUGAAGCCGUCGAUGCUGGCAACAUUUCCACAGCCCUGGUCCCCCUCACAAGACCUACCAUUCACCCGUGCCGAAGCCACUCCAUCUGGACACUUAACGGACCUGAGAGACUGAGGCUUGUUUGCUUUGUGUUCCUUCUGUCCCUUUUCUUCCCCCACUCCACUCCCCAACCUCAUCCCCCAACACUAUAUCCUUUUUUUUUUUUUUUUUUUUACAUUAAAGAACUAAAAAAAAAGCCUAGGGCAGAGAAAAUCUAGUAAGUCUUACUUGAUAUACCAAGAUGUUGGCUAACAAAGGCUAGAAAAUUCAGAUAAUUUAUAAAGCUUAAAUAUGCUUGUGUUUAUAAAUGUGCAGAUUCUAGAAUAUUUUGUUUUCCACGUCACUCACUCUUUAAAACGUAUUUUCAGAGAGAGACACUUGAAAGAUACUAAUGUCUGGGGAAAUGUGAGAUUAGGUUUAGGGAAAACGCUUGGUAGGUGUGGAGAAUCUGGGGAAACUGUAUUCAGCAACUAAUCCCGGGAAGUUUCCUAAUUUGGCCUCUGGGCAAGUCUUUGAACAUCUCUCUGCAUUUCCGCAGCUUCUGUGGAAUGGAUGUUUUGUUCAUUCGUGGGCAAGGGUCCAGGUUGGGGUCCAUAUAUGAAGUAUAGAGGAUGUGGAUAGGAAAGAGUGUCUGCUAUGAGGCUGUAUAAAGGAGAAUUGUCAUUUAUAAAACAAAACAAAACAGUACUCUAUGCGUGGAAGGAUCCUUGAAUAGAGAAUGCAUGUAGGACAGGAGGUCUACAGAGGCCAGGUAACAGGUAUGCUAUUCAUUUGUGAUGUCUGCAGAAGGUCCUUCUCUUUGUUUUGCUCAGACAUUUUGAAGUGUGUUUUCAUGGAAGCCUACUUUUUGAAUCAGUAAAGAGUGGUGUUUUGACAUCUUUAUCCUAGGCCCCCUGGUUCAUCUUCUUCAAAUCUUCUGGCUGUUUUAAUGGAUGAAGUCUUGGUGGGCAUCAUGGGCUGGGGGCUGAAUUUUUUAGGCAUAAAAAGCUGAAUGCCAUGUACAGUAGGGAAUAGGUCUGAGUGUCCCCAAAGUGUCGACCUAAGAGCAAUGGGGAGAAGUUACAGGGUGACUAAUUUCCACUCCCUACAAAGGAAAACACAGCCAGAGUCAGAGUAUACAAGGAUGAAUGGGCUGUCUCCACAGAUAGAGAGACGUUUGUCACUGAAGACAUUCAGAUAUAGGCUAGAGAACUAUGCAAGAAAGAUGUGGGUUUUCAAACACAAUAUAGAUGGUUGUAUGAGAUGGUAUUUAAUGUCCUUCUAACCUGAGAGUCUUUGAUUUCAGAGAGGCAAGGAGUGAGCACGAUGAGAAAAGUCAGCCACUGGUACUACUUAAGCGUAUACAUGCUUCUGCCACCUCCUCAGCGAUGAUUUUACCACCAGAAAAGAGCAUGAGGCUCUGGUUUCUUUUCCUCCAGAACUCAUGGAAUGGGUACACUGUCAAGCAAUAGUUCCCUUAGAAUGGAAGCUGAGCUUUCACACUCUACAAAUCCUCAGAUUCAAUGGGAAGCAGGAGAAAAGAACCCUCAAUUCUUGCUGAAGAGAAACAAGAAAGGAUUACAGGAUAAACUCCCUAAACUGAGAAGAAAGUCUUGAGCCUUAGGUCUGCUUCUGUUGCCCUCUCCCAGUCCACCUUCUACACAGUCUCUCAGGAACUUGAGUGUUUCUCCCUGUUCAGCCUUUAGCAUUACCCAGACCACUAAAAAACAGAAGCAUAAAUCCCAAGUCUCCAAGAUUCAUUUUGCAGACCUGCAAACAGCCUUUCCUCAGAGUUGUCCUAUGACUCUGGGCUUUAUUUCUUCCCAGGGCUAACUUUAGAGACACUAUUAGUUUGGGAGUUUUGAUCUUAUUUCUGCCUCAAGCCAAGUGUGUCAUCACAGGCAAGUCAUGUUGCCUCUUUGGGCUUUUGUUUCCUUAACUAUAAAAUAUAAAAUUAGGUUAGACAGUCUUGAAGUCUCUUGUAGCUCUGAUAUGGGUAAGCGCUCCCUGGACAAUUGGAUUUACAGCUGAUGUGGAUUCAGUUAUCUGGCCAUCUCCUGCCUUGCAAUUUUGGUCAUAGGUCAACAAAAGAGAUCGUGGGGGGAAGUCACUGUAAUAGUAACACCUACCAUUUAUGCAGUGCUUUUUUAAAGUUUACCAGGUGCUUUCACAUACAUAUGUCAUUUGAUAACAUGCAGGGCCAGGCAUGUUCUCUUAUACCUUGGUUCCUGCCAUGCUCUGCUUUCAAGAUAAGUAUUGAAGUCACUAGAAUUAACAGGACUUGAAUCAGGCCCUGCAGCCUAUUCUCCUUUAUCCAUAUACUUCUAGGAGGGCUACAUCCAGACCAUGCCAUGACUUCUUACGUGGCAAGAGAAAAUGAUAGCAUGUCCCCUUCCUUUGCCCACCAUCUCCCCACUUAUUUCUUUUUUGAUUCUGACUCAAUUCACUACACCGCAUGAUCCAAUAUAAAACAAAUCAUGUUUAAAGCGAACUUAGUAUGUCUGAUGUCCUUGGCCUCGAGUCACAGAAGUAAUCUGUUUCAGGUAGCUACCAGUUACGUAUUAUCAUGUAUAGUUAUCCUUUUCUGGGAUGAAAAAGGCUUCAACUUCUGGCACUGAGAUCUUUGUAUUACAGACACAGGUUUAGCUUGUAGCGUAGUCAUACCUACAGUGUUUAGCUGCACAGAUCUAAGAGACCCAAGAGAUCUUAGUAUGUAGAAGUUAAAUGUAGCUCAGAAGUUAAAAAUUAUUUGGAAAAGAGGUAGGAAAAAGGGUGGAAAAACUGUGGGGCCUUGUUACCUUUGUAAUAAGUCAACCUCUUCACGAUAUAUGGGAAAAACUGUUACAUCCAGAUUUUGUUUUUGGAUCGUCAGAUCUAAAUUUAUACUUUUGCUGGUCAACGAGAUUACAACUAGGUCCAAAUCUUGGUGAGCUGUCCAGGCACAUAUGUGAACAGAGAAGAUGUGGAAUUGAAAGAGGCUCCCCCACGGGGAAAAUACUGAGCACCUGUGUAUUCUAGACUAUUUCAAGUGCUGAGGAUAAUGGUGGUUAAGAGGAAAUCAAUUCUGCCUGGACUGGCCUUGGUUUUCCAAGUGUGUUUUGGAAACAAAGGCCAAGAAAUGGGGAAUUCACAAUAGUUCAUGAAACUAAGUGUUUCCUUCUUUUGCCUCUGUUGAUAAAUCACCUUCAAGUGUACAAGACUAUAAUGAAGAGCACUGUAUGCAAGUGAAGUGAAAAAAGUGAAUAAAUGAAUGUGUAUACUACUGAAUUGGGAGGGGGGAGGGGCUAGAAAGGAGGUUACAUGAAAGAGGUAAUGGAGAAUGUACCAGAAGGACGCAGGAAGGCCAAGCAAGGUAAAAAAAAGGACUAGCCAGAGCUGUUGGGAAUCCAUUCUGAAGCACGACAGCAGAGGAUAAGAGAGGGUAAGAAAAGUAAGUGUCUUGAAGGAUAAAUAUGGAUGGAGAAAGAAGAAAUUCUGGAUGAUGGGUAUUAUAAAAUAUUAACUGAAAAAUGGUAAGUCAGGAACAGUCUAUGGAAUAGAAGGGAGAUUUUCAGAGUUUUUAGAAAGAGAAGUCCUUCACGGAUAUAAAACCCCAUAAGCAACCACCAGGGAAAGACCUUUUCAUUUCAGAGGAAAUGAGUUGGAGAGGCAGGCUGAGCACCUGUGUAUUCUAGACAGCUAUGAGUCCUGGGGAUAAUGGUGGUUAAGGAGAAAUCAGCUCUGUCUAAACUGGCCUUGGUUUUCCAAGUGCUGCUUUGGGUAAAACCAGGACUUAGAGAUGGGGAAUUUAUGGAAGCUCAUGAAACUUAGUGUUUCCGUCUUUUGCCUCUGUUAAUAAAAUCUAUUUUCAAUAGAUUUUUCUGGGCACAACACUGUUGUGCCCACAGUGGCCUCAGGCAAAUAUUGAAACUGUAGGCUUAAGUCAGACAAGGCUAAAUCUUGUUUGAUAUCUGCACAAAGAAGUAUGUGCCAUGUUGGAAACAUGUGUUUUCUAGUUCCCCCCAGGCUUCCCACAAGAAAGCCACGAUGUGGGUCUUCACCAUGUGUUUUGAGUAAAGGAAAAGAGGCAGAGUGUUUAAAAGAGGGAGAGAGAUGAAGAUGUUACAAAGAAAUAUGCUAAAAAAGAACAGCAUCUGUUUUGCCCAAAACUAUAAAAAAUGAAGAAAAUUACCUUUAGGGCUCAGAUUACCCCAAUAUAUGGCUAUUAAGUCUUUGAUUCUAAGUUGAAUUUAUAGGCCUGGAAUUUUCUAUCUUAGUCUUUUCAGUAAGACUUUGAACCUCUAGCACUGCAUGUGGUCGACCCCUUAGUAUUUCUGGAAGACAUAGAUCCUGAUGUAUGCUGGAAAAUCCUGAAUUUUAACUUAACAUUCUCAUAGGAACAGAUAAAUGUCAUUACCACUUGGUAAAUGCCUUGAAAUGCUGUAUUGAGAGGAAAAAGACUGGAAUAGCUAAUGGUGAUUCGAUGUCUAGCAUUUUGAGUUAUCUGCUACAGUUAGUUGCAUUACUUGUAGUGACUAGAGGCAGCCACUUGUGGUGGGUAAUUGUUUAGUUACUGGAUACUUUUGUUAAACUUGUUAUUUUGACAUGAUUUAAGACUCCAAAGGAACUGCAAAAACAGUGGAGAGUUGCCUGACAUUUCAACCAGCUUUCUCCAUCAAAAACAUCUUACAUAACCACAGUCCGAUUUCAAAACCAGGAUAGUGACAUUGUUACAAUACUCUUAGCUAAACCACAGACAUUCGGUGGCUGGAUUAUUUUAAUAACACUUGCUGAUUUAUAACCUGAUCCUCCUUGGAUACAGAGGGAAGGGCAGUACCUGGGCAUAAUUGUAUAAAAUUCCAAAGAGAAUACAUCAAAUUAAUCUGUUCCUUUUUCAGUGGGCCAUAGCCUACCUCUGCUGUUUCUAAAUUUUCUAACUAGAUUGGCUAUUUGGCAUCUGAAACAGUCCAAGAACAACUUCCGGGAAAUCAGACUGCACGAAAGAUAAUAAGACCUGCCCGUAGUUUUCUGGGUAGAGAACUGGGUUAAGAAGAAAACUCUAGAUUGUCCUGCAGUUUCUAGAAGUGAAUAUGAUUUGUAGUUGUGAUCAGGAGAGGACUUUAGAGUAAGCUAGUAUUUAGGUCAAGAGCUAGGUGGCUUCAGGGAUAGCUUGUCCAAGGAAUCUAGUGUAAUGGUAUUGACCCUUAAUGGGUUAGUGAUAACCAUUUUCAGAAUAUUAGAGAAGUUUCAUUUGCCUAAACAUCUAUUUGUAAGUGGAAAAACAACCAUACUAUUGGACCAAAUUAAAUACUAACACAGCAGUAAUCCGGGCAGAAGCUGAAACUCCAGUUUUGUGGCCUACAGCUUUGAGUUUUGUGACGGCAGUUCUAAGCUGCCUUGUUCAAGUCACAAGGUUCUAACUCGGUUCACCACUGCCUACCCCAUGUCCUGUAAAGUUUCUGGCACAUAGUAAGCACUUGAUAAGUAUUUGCUGAAUAUUGUCUCUUCAUGUAAUGAAUAAAAGACAGAAACAAAAACUUGUUAUCCAGCAUAACUGGGGGUGAAUUGAGGAAAAGGUGCUUUGUUGUAACCUGGAGGGUUUACUUUCAAAUCGGGGAGAAGAAAAAGUACCCAGACUCAUGCCUGGGUAUGGACUUUCUCCAUUCGACUAUUUUCUGAUGCUGAAAUUGAUUUAUGGAGAUGCUUCAUUCUUUGAGGUAUUUAGAUAGCUACACAGGGUGGUUCUCGAUAGGACACCCCAUCAAGAGCAGGCACCACAUUCCGGCUCUAAACCCAGCCCGUUGGAAACAAGCUAUCUAGUUUCUCCUGUGGACACCUUACCUUGUCAACAACUUCUGGGACCUCUGCAGGAGAAGCACCAGAGUCCAGAGCCAGCCUGUGUCACACACAUUCACAACAGCAUGUAGAGGAAGAAUUUGCAGAGAGACUCAUGGGGAAGCAUAAUGGGAUAAGGUUAUCACUUUCAGUGAAAAAAGAUGUUUUCUUGAAUAGAGGCUUGAAAACAAGUGAAACUGCGGAGGUUUCCUGCAAGCAUACCAAGAGUUUGUAACCUAGCCUAUCCAUUUUAUGUCUUUUACUACUCAUGCUAUUCUAUUCCUUUCCCCUGUUGUCCGGUAACUUUUUCCCAGGACUGAGUUUCUGAUGCAAUGUGGUACACCCUUACUGUGAGGAGGGAACAUCUGGGCCCUAUUUUGCAGGCUUUGAAGGAUGAUGUGUCCUGUCAAGGGUUAAAUAGCAAACUGAUUUCAUUUCUGCUUAAAGCUAUCGUAGUCGUUCCAAAAUAGAACACAUACAAAUCGUCUGUAUUUGAAAAAGAAACGUGAUACUAAUUGUAUAUGUUCUUUUCUUUAUUUAUUCUCUGUAAGUCUGUCAGAUGAGAAAUUGUAAAUAACAGUGAUUAAAGAAACAUGCUACUGA